Messenger RNA from Pieris macdunnoughi, 765 nucleotides. Lineage: Eukaryota; Metazoa; Arthropoda; Insecta; Lepidoptera; Pieridae. The record is from the annotation of a GenBank genome assembly.
AUGCGUGAACAAAUAGUAAUGGCGUCCUCCGUGGAUGAGGAAGAGGUACAGAGACACAGCGAUCUGAUGGAUUCCUGGUGGAGCCCAGAUGGUGCACUUGGGGGGUUGCAGCUGUUUAACCGCGUCAGAAUACCAUUCAUGGCAGAAGAAUUAGCUUCAAGUGGUAAAAAACUUACGGCGAAAUCUUUAAAGGGCAAAAAGGUUUUAGAAGUCGGGUGCGGUGGCGGCCUUGUUACGGAGGAGUUCGCUAAACUUGGUGCCGAGGUGACGGGAGUGGACCCUAGCCCUCUUUUAAUAGGUCUAGCAAAGGAACAUAGUAAGGUCGACGAAAUAGUUGCUGCCAACAAACCGACAUACCUCAACACUACUAUAGAGGAACAUUCAAAACUGUUCCCAAACCACUAUGACGCCGUAGUAGCGUCGGAGGUGGUAGAACAUGUGGCCAAUGUAGACGUCUUUCUAGAGAGCUGCGUAGCGGCUCUGAAACCGGGUGGAAAGAUGUUUAUCACGUCACCAAACAGAACUCGCCUGGCACAAUUCUUCAUUAUGGUUAUGGGGGCGCUGACGAUCAUACCAAUACAUCUUAUGACCUAUUCUAAAUUUACGAAGCCUAGUGAAAUCUCGGCCAUAUUGGAGAGAAAUAACUGUAGAGUGGACAAAGUGAAGGGUUUGUUCUAUUUGCCUUUCAUAAACAAGGUGUUUUGGGUGUUCUUCAAUACCGUGUGGUACGCAAUGGCAGCUACUAAACAAGGACAUGCAACCUAA